CAGCAUUGUAUUUUUUAUUUAAGCAAGUACACAAUUGCAUUUUGCAAAAAUACAAGUUUGUAUACGUGGUUAUGAUUAGGAUUAAUGGUUAGGAUUGACAAUUUGAAAGAGAGCAGAAUUUACAGAAAAAUAAAAAUAUAUUAUACGUGAAACAAUAAAAAAGAAGAAAACAAUAACUUUCGUCGUGUCAAGAAAAAGAAAAGGAAGGAGGCAGCAGUAGUUGCCUAAAUCAUCUACGAAUCCGAAUAGUUGCUCCGAUUGGAUAAACGCACGUAGGAAGGGAUGAUUACUGCCCCUUCGGCAGGAUCUAGAUCGUGUAAGCGGUUUUAUUCCUCUUUAGAACAUAGAAUGUCCUUGUCAGUUCAUUCUGAAGUAUGUCAUUCACUGAAAUAUUCGAAGUUCAAAUCUAUAUAUUGGUGUAUGUGUGUGUAAGAGAAACAUCGUGGUGUGGAUUUAACAGUGUUGAAUAAUCCUUUAUAUCUUUUUGAAUAUUCUGUAUAUUUCUAAAUACGUACUAAUGUAUCUUGCAAAGAGAAUUUUUUAAUCUUCGUCAGAAGCUGAAGAUUGGAAUGUGCAUCAGAAAGAGAAGAGAACUAGCGCGGAAGAGAACAAUUCCUCUGAAGUUGAAGAUUUGUUCAAUUGCUGCACCUGCAAUACAAACUCACUUAGGAGUAGAGCGAUUGUUCUUUACAAGCUUGUCGCUUGUCUUUCCGGAUAUAGAGACUGCAGUAAGUUUGCAAAGCUUAUUCGAAGAAUUUUUUGCAAUCAUCGGAACAUCAUGAGCGAAUAUCAGACCGAUCAAUCGACAGAUUAUGCUUCGAACGUCACAAGCACGAUUAACGGUGAUAUUAAAUGUGCGCAAAAUAUGUCGCAGUAUCCGAUACAUACGUUGGCCACAUCGAACAGAUUCGAGUUUACCGAACAAUUAAUUAACUAUUACACGUCAGAACGCGAUAGCACAAAUUUGAAAACCGUCCUUGCUCAUCUGCCAGCCUUCGCAUCUUCUCAGGAAAGAGCGCGCUCUUCUUCCGUUACGUCCGGACAAUUUACUGAACAUAGCAGCAUAGAGGAGGAGAUCAACAAAUUUAAGUUUUAUGUUUCUCACAACAACCCGCAUAGCAAUACGAAGAGGAAGCAGGGUAAAAGUUGCAAACAAUGCAGCUUUGUAGCGAACACGAAGCUGGAUUAUUGGGAACACAUGCGAUGUCACAUAAAAGGUUUUAACUGUUCGGAGUGUUCGUUCGUUACAAAAUACAAACAUCAUAUGAAUCAUCACUGGCUAAGCGUUCACGACGGCUCGAAACCGUUCAAAUGUAAAAAAUGUCCGUAUUCGUGCGUAAGCAAGUCGAUGUUAACUAGUCAUCUAAAAAAACACUCCAAUAUCUAUCCGUACAGAUGCGCGAACUGUUCGUACAAGACCAAGUUCUGCAACGCGCUGAAGAAGCAUCUGCGAAAGAAGGUACAUCAACCGGCGAUGGUGUUGAACGCCGAUGGUACACCGAAUCCGCUGUCUAUUAUUGACGUUUACGGCACGAAACGUGGACCCAAACAGAAACCGACUCCCGUCAUUAAAGAUGACGACGCGCUUGAUCACAACGCCGGCGACGUAACCGAUAACAAACAAUUUAACUCAACGAUAAAUUUUCCAAUUCUGCCGCUUCAAUCGCCGGUCGCUCAUUAUCUGGCUAUGAGCGCGAAUAGUUCAAACAAGAUGAGCCACAAUGUCGUGAAUCAAAAUCAAUCUGUUGUAACUUGCAACGAUCUGGUUUCCGCUUUCAAUCUAUCGAGUCAUCUUCUGCUUCGCGAGGACGAUACACUCCGCGAUAUAAGAUCGCGGAAUAAGAUCGAUCAUCCGCAAUCCAACGCGGUAAUACAUUCAAAAGCGACGAACACUGGAGAAGACAAAAAAACGUCGGACAUAUUUAUUCAAAAUCUACGAGUUGCUUGUUUUGACAAAACUGAUGUCGGCAAAUCUCAAAUAUCCGAUGAUACAAAAACUGCCAGCGGAUUUUCGUUGUUCAUGACAAUGGAAGCUGCAAAACUGGCGGCAGAGUCAUCUCACAAAGAUCACACUGCGGAUAUUCCGUUGGAUCUUCGCGUGAGCAAACUUAUCAAGACGAAUCAAUUGUCAAUUACGAACUCGUCGAAUACCCUUAGCGGCACCAGUAAACGAAAAGGUAGAGCGGUAAAGCUGGAAAUUUGUUCGAUAAAAGAGAACAAAAUGUCAAAACAGAAUAACGAAGAAAUAAUUUCCGAAUCUGCGGACGAUCAAUUAGAUCUUCAAAGAGAAAAGAUAACAGAAGCUGAGGAUACUGAGGUUGUUAAUGCAAUCGAUGGCGAGCUUAUGUGUUACUAUUGCGAGAUCACAUUCGGCAAUCUUGUCAUGUACACGGUGCACAUGGGCUACCACGGCUUCGACGAUCCUUAUACGUGCAAUAUGUGCGGUAUUCGUUAUACUGACAAAGUGUCCUUCUUCCUACAUAUUGGCCGAUCAAAGCACAAUGAGUGACGAAAAAUAAUUCAUACGUACAAAUAUUGACGUAUCACUCGAAAAAUAAUGCAUGCGAUAUUUUACUGAUAAUAUUAGCAACUAGCAAAUUGGUCCAAUUCUUCCUCGAGUUAUCUUAAAAAGACCAAGGUCAUAUGCUGAAUGACCUCGUUAGUAGCACGAUUGGAACAUGGUAAUGAUAAGUUAGGGAAAAAAAAAAAAUAUCGAGUACAAAUAUCUAGUCGAAAAUGUUGAAUAAACAAAAUGUUUGUUAGUUGGCUUUAAAAGAAAGACAAAAUAUAAAGAGGAAUAAGAAAGUAGAGAGACACAUUGUAACAUACAGAUAAACAUCACAAGCAAAGAGAAUUUUCCAUUUUUUUUGCGGAUUUUAAUCUUCUGUUCAAUGUUAAAUUGAAUAAAACUAUAUAUUUUUUCAUUUUCUUUUAAACAUUUCUUGUACGAAAAGAUACUUUUGAUACUCUAUGAUGGCAUUUAUAUGAAGAUAAAAAAUAAUUAUUAAUGAAGAAUGUGUGAGAAUUUGUUUU
Molecule: messenger RNA, 3033 nt
Organism: Pseudomyrmex gracilis
Lineage: Eukaryota; Metazoa; Arthropoda; Insecta; Hymenoptera; Formicidae
Product: protein hunchback-like
Exons: 3
Coding region: 779-2509 (576 amino acids)
Biological process (GO): regulation of transcription by RNA polymerase II
Molecular function (GO): RNA polymerase II cis-regulatory region sequence-specific DNA binding; DNA-binding transcription factor activity
Source: RefSeq, a predicted model, not a curated record